AUGCGUCGGCCGUCGCUCAACCCUUUCUAUGCAUUCACCGUCCUUGUCAUCGCACUCGGGUCGAUCCCUAAAGGAUAUGAUGAGGGUGGCUUCGCUUCAGCGUCUGGACUCGCAUCAUUCUUGACCGAUUUCGGCCUCAACAAAGGACGAUGGACUGGGGAUCCAUCUCAGUCAGCCGUUCGGAGAGCUGUUGUCUCGUCGUUGGGGGUCCUUGGUGCAGCCAUCGGAGCUGGGAUGGCCAUAUACGUCACCGACGCGAUUGGCCGGCUCCGCACCUGGCAGAUCUUCACGCUUGUGUGGAUGACAGGUUUCUUUACCGUCGCGUUUGCUUCAGGAAACGUUGGUGUGCUCCUGUUUGCGAGAAUCUGGGGAGGCAUUGGCGCCGGCGGCUUGACUGUUGUUGCACCGUUGUACCUAUCAGAGAUUGCCAAGGCAAGAACCAGGGGCAUGAUUGUGUCGGUAUACAUGGUGGUUUUGCUGACAAGUUUGAUGCUGGGGUUCUUCAUCGGCUACGCCGUCCGAAAGACGAUGGAAUCGAAUCGAGAGCAGUAUCGAGUCGUGCUUGCUGUGCCUCAGAUUCCCGUUGGAAUCGCACUCCUCUGCUCACUUUUCUUGCACGAUACACCCCGCUGGCUUCUGUCCAAGAACCGCGACGACGAGGCCCUCACUGUCCUGGCGAGGUUGCGCAAUAAGUCGACGGAAGAUGCCGAGGUGCAGAGUGAAUAUGGCGAAAUGCGGCAAGAAGUGGUGAGCAAGAACCUCGUCCUUGCCGGCACGUCGACUUGGACAAUCAUCAAAGAAGUGGCGACGAUGCCCACAUACCGCAGUCGAUUCCUCCUCGGCCUCGCGAUGCAAGCGUUUGCCCAGUGGAGCGGUGGCAACGGCAUCACUUAUUACAUUCCCGAAAUUUUUCGCCUCGCCGGCAUUACGAGCAACCGCGCACUCAUCAACGCCGGGGGAUACGGCGCGACGAAACUCGUCUUCACCAUGGUAUUCACGUGGGGGCUGAUAGACUACUUUGGCCGCCGACGCUGCUUCAUGACUGGCCUGACCAUGCAAUGCGCGUCACACGUCUACAUGGCCGUCUACAUGGCAAUUUGGCGCCAUGGCAACAAUCGAAUUGCUUCCGAGGCUGCCAUUGCGUCGGUGUUCAUCUAUGCCAUUGGCUGGUCCAUAGGUCUCUGUACGGUCCAGUACCUGUACGGCACAGAAAUCCUGCCCACGCGGGUCCGAGGGGUGUGCUAUUCGGUGAACAUGAUGGUUCAUUGGUUCUUCCAGUUCGCCGUUGUGCGGACCACGCCUGCGAUGUUCGGGAACCUCGAUGUCUGGGGGGCUUAUGUCUUUUGGGCGCUCGUGUGCUUGAUUGGUUUAGUUGUCCUCGGCCUAUGGGCGCCCGAGACGAAGGGGGUUCCGCUGGAAAGAAUGGAGGAGUUGUUUGAAGGUCCGUGGUACAAGACGUGGAAGGCCAAGGUUGAUGUGGACACGAGCAAUCGCGGGGAGUCGUUGCCUAUGCAAACCAUAAGGGACCCGGUGGUUACCGGCAUGGGAAUCGCAGCAAGGCAUUGA
Molecule: messenger RNA, 1566 nt
Organism: Metarhizium album ARSEF 1941
Lineage: Eukaryota; Fungi; Ascomycota; Sordariomycetes; Hypocreales; Clavicipitaceae
Product: Sugar/inositol transporter
Exons: 3
Coding region: 1-1566 (521 amino acids)
Biological process (GO): carbohydrate transport; transmembrane transport
Cellular component (GO): membrane
Molecular function (GO): carbohydrate:proton symporter activity
Source: RefSeq, a predicted model, not a curated record